AUGUUUUGUAAUCAUAAAUUUUCUGGGUACGACUCGAUUGAGUUGUAUGUCCUGCUCCAACAACCAAACGAGAGCCAGGUUGUUGAUCCCAUCGAAGUAGAACAAGCUGAGGUCGAUGUAAUUGAUGAAGACGAAGAAGAUCCAGAGUUAGCAUUUGAUGAUAUGGUGAACGAUGAUUCUGAAGACGAUGUUGAAGGUGUAAUACCUCCAAUUUCAACAUCCACACCGCCGUCUCACAUGUCGAACAUUGACAUGGCAGGUGAUGAACCCUCAUCAGACAUAUUCCACAACGUCUGCAUGCAGUCAGAUGCAACUUUAAAAGAGAAAGAUGGUUUUCGUUCGAAGGAUGAGUGCAUGCGAGCAAUAAAAAAGUUCCACUUGUUAAACUCUGUGGAUUUUAAAAUGGACCGAACAAAUGCAGAACGGUACAAAAUCAAAUGUACCAAUUCUGAGUGUUUGUUCAAGCUUACUGCUUCAUACAGGUUGAGAAGUGAUUCAUGGGUGAUAGGCAAAAUUUCUCAACCUCACACUUGCAUCAACUCUUGUCGCUCGCAAGAUCAUCGUAAACUAAGUUAUGAUCUGAUAUGUCAAGAAAUCUUACCUCUCAUCAACAAUGAUCCAUCGUUGAAGGUGAGAACAAUAAUUUCUCACAUCACUAAAGUAUACAACUAUACGCCCUCGUACAGGAAAUCAUGGUUAGCAAAAACUAAGGCGAUUGAACAAGUAUACGGUAAUUGGGAGGAAUCAUACAAAGAGUUACCCCGCUACCUAAAUGCACUCUGCACAUAUGCACCCGGUACUGUUUAUGAGAUGGAAACAUUGCCCGCGUAUGCCCCAAAUGGUACUCUUGUCAACGGAAAUGGAAUAUUUCGUCGUCUAUUCUGGGCCUUUCAACCUUGCAUCAGAGGGUUUGCAUUCUGCAAACCUAUUAUUCAAAUAGAUGGAACGUGGUUGUACGGAAAAUACAAAGGCACCCUACUUAUGGCACUCGCACAAGACGGAAACAACAAUGUCUUCCCAAUUGCAUUCGCUCUAGUCGAGGGAGAGACCAGUGGAGGUUGGAGUUUCUUUCUCAAAAAUCUCAGAACACACGUGGCUCCACAAGUUGGUCUCUGUUUGAUCUUUGAUAGACAUGCUUCUAUUGUGAGUGCAUACAAUAACCCGGCUAAUGGUUGGCAUGACCCCCCUUCUACGCAUGUCUUCUGCAUUAGACAUAUUGUACAAAAUUUCACGCGAGAAAUGAAAGACAGGGCUCUUCGAAAAUUGGUUAUGAACACAUGGUAUGCAUUAACUCAACCAUCUUUCAAACAUUACCGUAGAGAGAUCAGAUUGUCAAAUCCAGAUGCAGGAUGGCUUCAUUGUUUGCACAAAGAGGUGAAAGGUGGGACGUUGUGUUACGAGCUGGACAAUUGUGGAGUGAAUGUUGCACAAGAUUUAUCAAGGCAGAAGGUGCGAAGGCCAACACACAUAUGGUUACAAGCAUGUGCCCAUUCUCACUUAGAUGCAUUAGCACUCCUGUCUCCCAUUUACAAGUCUGAGACCUUGCUCCAUGUAUACAACAAUGGCUUUGCAGUGGUAGCAAAAGAGGAUUAUUGGCCUGCGUACGAGGGGGAAAUUGUUUGGCAUAACGACCAAAUGCGGAGAACUAAAAAGGGUUGUCCCAAAAGCAAGCGUAUCACAACUUAA
Molecule: messenger RNA, 1686 nt
Organism: Vicia villosa (hairy vetch)
Lineage: Eukaryota; Viridiplantae; Streptophyta; Magnoliopsida; Fabales; Fabaceae
Exons: 3
Coding region: 1-1686 (561 amino acids)
Source: RefSeq, a predicted model, not a curated record